CUACGCGACCCGCAAAGGCCUCGGCCUGCACGAUGUCGACAUCCGUCCCGACCAGCGCCCUGGCCUCAACCGCGCCGACUAUGCCUUCACCGUCCUCUACGUGAGUGAUCAUCCUGAUCCUCCCGAUCCUCAUCCUCAGCGCCGCAGCCUCACCCUCCCUCCUCCCAGAAUCCCGCCCUCAUGGCCGUCAAAUCCUCCAUCCUCGUCUUCUACCUCACCCUCACCCAGGGCGAAAAGAUCUUCCGCUGGGCUAACUACGUCACCCUCUUCGUCGUCAACGCCGCCGGCCUCGCCCUGACCUUGGUCAAUGUCUUCCAAUGCGACCCCGUCAGCGCCGCCGUCGCCUAUCCCCUCCCCGCCGGCGCCCAGUGCAUCGACAUCCUCACCCUCUACCUUUCCUCCUCUCCCGUCAACAUCGUCACCGACCUAGCCAUCCUCUUCCUGCCCAACCCCAUCCUCACCCAGAUGCGACUCCCGCGCAAGCAGAAGAUCAUCCUCGUCAUCACCUUCAGCUUCGGCUUUUUUGUAGCGGUUGUCGACGUCAUCCGCAUCGUCUACAUCCAGGACGCCGCCACCUCGCGCCAGAUCGCCUUGAAGGAGAUCCACCUCCAAGAUCCCCAGGGCGACGACCUGAGCUGGUAUGGCGCGCUCUCCUUCAUGUGGUCCGUCGUGGAAGUCAACGUCUCCGUCAUUUGCGCCUGUGUCCCGAGUCUCAAGCCGCUCGUCGCGCGCAUCAUCCCUAAGCUGAUCCGCGACACCGAUGGCAGCUCGCAAGCCGCCGACGGGCUGCCGCCGGCCGCCCCAGACCUCCCCCUUCCCCCGGAAAUGGCCGCCAUCACCGGACCCACGCGCACUUCGCCCUCGCAGCCGGAUAACAAGGCGUCGCACACGGAAAGCCACAGCAGCGCGAGCCAACUGGGGUCCGCGCGCGUCGACCUCGCCGAUGUCCUGACGUCCGCCCCCGACCCGCCCCCGGAUGCUGAAAACCGCACCAACACCGUGACCAGCACCUCGUACCCGCCCAGCAUCACCUUCUUCGAUUUUGUGAACAUGAAGAAACCGGCCAACAUGCUCAAAUUGAGCAACAAGGAGUCCAUCACGCCGAUCGCGCUGACGACCAUCCUGUUCUUCCUCUGGGGCUUCGCGUACGGGCUGCUGGACAUCCUGAACGAGCAGUUCCAGCAGAUCCUGCGCCUCGACAUCUACCGCUCGUUCGGGCUGCACGCGGUCUACUUCGGGGGCUACCUCGUGGCGCCGUCGCUGGUGGGCCGCGUGGUGCUGAAGCGCGGCGGGUUCAAGUCGACGUUCAUCACGGGGCUGUGCAUCUACGCGUGCGGGGCGCUGGUGUUCUGGCCGUCGGCGGUGCUGACCUCGUACGUGGCGUUCGCGCUGUCGAACUUCAUCGUGGGCUGCGGGCUGGCGGUGCUGGAGACGGCGGCCAACCCGUUCAUCGCGCUGUGCGGGCCGCUGGAGAACUCGGAGAUCCGACUCAACAUCUCGCAGGGAGUGCAGGCGAUCGGCAGCGUGGUGUCGCCGCUGCUGGCCAAGAAGGUGCUGUUCAAGAGCGUGACGGACGUGUCGGCGCUGGUGGAGGUGCAGUGGACGUACCUGGGCAUCGCGCUGUUCGACGUGCUGCUGGCGCUGGCGUUUUAUUACUUGCCGAUCCCCGAGGCGUCGGACGAGGACCUGGAGGAGCUGGCCAACCGGCGGCGGGCGGACAACCGCGCCAAGGUGCUGGGGGUGCCGGUGGUGUGGCUGACGCUGGGGCUGGGGGUGUGGUCGCUGUUCUUCUACGUGGCCGGGCAGGAGGCGCUGUCGAUGAGUUUCGAGACGUACGUCCAAACGGUGCAUCCGGACAGCUCCCUGGGCGGGUUCGAGCGGCUGACGGUCGCGCACACGGUCUUCGCGGUGGGGCGGUUCCUGGCGGCCUUGCUGCAGUGGUUCCUCAAGCCGCGGUGGAUCCUGAUGCUGUCGUACGUCGGGAUGAUCGUGUUCUCGGUGCUGUGCAUGAAGACGACGGGGCGGCCGGCCGAGGCGAUGGCGCAGAUGGUGUACCUGUUCGAGAGCGGCGCAUUCAGCAUCAUCUUCGCGAUCGCGCUGCGCGGCACCGGCCGCCACACCAAGACGGCCGCCGUCCUCCUGACGGUCGCCAUCAGCGGCGGCGCCUUCUUCCCCUUCGCGCAGUACGCCGCGCAGCUGGCCGGCGGCGUGCGCCACUCGUACUGCGUGCUGGUCGCGCUGUUCGGCGCCGGCGCCAUCUUCCCCGUGUAUCUGAACCUGGUGCCGGCGGCCAAGAAGCAG
Messenger RNA from Aspergillus heteromorphus CBS 117.55, 2301 nucleotides. RefSeq names its product putative MFS monosaccharide transporter. NCBI's taxonomy places the organism in Eukaryota, Fungi, Ascomycota, Eurotiomycetes, Eurotiales, Aspergillaceae. Gene Ontology annotation, molecular function: transmembrane transporter activity. The record is from RefSeq and is a predicted model, not a curated record. The transcript has 2 exons. The annotation marks the transcript as partial. Gene Ontology annotation, biological process: transmembrane transport.